AUGGGACCACCUUCAGAGAUGUCUGCUAACCUUCGGGUAAGUAGUCUCAUCUAUCCAACCAAGAAAACAUGGGAUCAUGAGAAAGUUAAAGCUUUACUUCCGGCUUAUGAAAAAGAGAUUCUAGCUCUACAACCAAGUAAAAAGGGAGCCAGGGACUGCCACCUUUGGCUUCUUACCAGCUCAGGAAUCUACACAGCAAAGUCUGGCUAUUUGGCAGCAACCCAAAAAAGAAAUGAUCCGCCACCCAUCGACCCAAGCCCCACCCCUUUUGACUGGUAUAAAGAAAUCUGGAACAUCAGGUGCCUCCCAAAGCUUAAGUUUUUCCUUUGGAAAGCUAUGCACGAUGCCCUCCCAGUUGGAGAAAACUUGAAGAUCCAAGGAGGGAACCCCUCUGCGUCGUGCCCCCACUGUCUGCAAGAGGAAACAGUCAUUCACCUCUUCUUCCACUGCUCGUUUGCUGCUCAGGUCUGGGAAAAAUCACCAUUCAGGACUUCUUUUGACCCCCAUCGUAUCACCAACCUACAAAAGGGACUACAAAUCGUCAACCAGUGCAUAAAUCUUCCACCUGUAGGCAUUGGAGAGGAACCUUUGGCUCCUUGGAUACUUUGGAACAUCUGGAUCUCACACAACAAAAAGGUCUUUGAGCAGAAACAAAACUUACCGCAGGACAUCGUGACACAGGCCAUUUCAAGUGCUCGUGAUUGUAUUUCUGCCCAGCCAUCGAAUCCCCAGCCUCCUGAACUCAGACGGGAAGAACAAAGAUCAGACCCCCACUUGGAUACUAUCUCUUGUUUCACUGAUGCGGCAUGGAGAUCAGAUUCUCAAGCCGCAGGCUUUGGAUGUUUAUUCAGCGAUGACUCUCGCUCUUUCGAGAUUACGAACCAGAAAACCGCAACCAAUGUAGCCUCUCCAAUCCUCGCUGAAGCGAUCGCGGUAUCCUUGGCACUUCAACACGCCCUAGAUCUGGGCUUCAACAAACUCUCGCUGGCUUCCGAUUCACAUAUGAUGAUCAAAGCCAUCAAUUCAGAGAUUCCAUCGAAGGAGCUCUACGGGAUUCUCCACGAUAUCGUCGAUCUAUCCCUUUCUUUUUCUGAAAUUUCUUUUCUGUAUGUGAGUCGUAAACUCAAUCGUCGGACUGAUGAACUGGCUAAAUCAGCUAUUCACCCGGUUUGUAACCCAACUCUAUUGAUUCCGGUUUAA
Molecule: messenger RNA, 1200 nt
Organism: Camelina sativa (false flax)
Lineage: Eukaryota; Viridiplantae; Streptophyta; Magnoliopsida; Brassicales; Brassicaceae
Molecular function (GO): RNA-DNA hybrid ribonuclease activity; nucleic acid binding
Source: RefSeq, a predicted model, not a curated record